AUGUUAAAUAAUGAUCUAAUCUUACGUAUACAAACCAUCUAUUCUAAUCAACCUCAUUCUAAUGAAUUCAUUCAAUCCUCUUAUCUCUUAUUGAAUGAUAUAAUUCAUUAUUAUAAUGUCAAUUACUUUUCAUUAUAUACAAUUAGUAUCUUGGGAAGAUUUCUAUCUUACAUCAUACGAACUAUUGGAACUAUAGAUGAUAUAAAUAUGAAAUGUAUUGACACAUUACAUUACUUAGUUACUAACCAAUUGAUCUCUAUCAAACUCAAAACUACAUUAAUUCAUUUAUUAGAAUUGGACCUAGCAACUAAUUUAUUAAAUAAACAAUCAAAUAUUAAUCAAUAUACAUGGAAUUGUCUAUGUGAUUAUAUCAUAGAUUGUAAUAAUAUUGCACCUAUUAUACGUAUUUUAAUUUAUAUUUGUCUAAAGACAAUCAUAAUGAAUCCAAUUGAAUACAAACAAUAUUUAAUAAAAUUAAAACAUUUUAUCACCAUGACAACAAAAUAUCAAUUAGAUUUUUAUGAAAUGAUAAUGAUAUUCAAACUACUUAAUGAUAAAUCAAAAGGAUUCCAUGCAAGAAUUACAUCAUUUUGUUUGAAUAUUAUGCAAUUAUUACAUUACAGUAUGAAUGAUUCAGAUUAUUAUAAUGCUAUGAAUUAUAUUCAUUCAGAAAUAGAUCAUGGUGAUUUAUCACAAGUCAACUUUAUCCCAGAUCAUCAUUCAACUAUUAGUAACUAUGGUAAUCUAUCCGAUGACAUAUAUAAUGGUGAUUUAUCACAAAUGAACUUUAUCCCAGAUCAUUAUUCAACCAUUAGUAACCAUGGUAACCAAUCUGAUGAUCCAAUUCAUUUGAAUGAUUCUAGUAUUACAACACAUGGAAUCAUUUUAAUACCAAAUUAUAUUUAUUCUUUAUUAUAUUAUAAAAAUGAUUAUAUAAUUCAAUUGAAAGGUAUCAAAGCAUUACAAUUAUUUACAUGGAAAAUGUUUUGUCAUAGGAAUUCAUUACAGCAUUAUUCAAAUCUUAUAUGUUAUAUUAAGAAUAUAAGAAUAUUUUUAACAAAUAUAUUCAAUAUUAUGUAUCAUCAAUCAAUCAAUAUAAUAGUACAUCUUAUUGAUAUUGUAUUGAUGCUAUUACAUCAUUUACCCAAUUAUGUAAUCCAGUCAAUUAUCAAAGAAAUAUUCCAAUUAUUUAAACCUAUUUUAAUAAAUAAUUUAAAGACAAUGUAUCAUGUAAUUCAUCGAAUCUUAUUACAAUUAUUAACAUAUUUUAAAGCUGAUAUUAUAUUAGAUGAAUUAUGGUUAUAUUAUAAGAAUAAUCAUAAUACAAAUUUCCGUAUACGUACCAAUACAUUAUAUUGUAUGACAUUUCUAUUAUGUAAUAAAAUGGAACAAAAUAUUGAUCUAAUGAAAAUGAUUAAACGAAUUGUACAAUGUUUCAAAGAUAAAAGUGGUGUGGUUCAAUCAGCAGCAGCUAAAUGUUGUGCAACUCUUAUUAAUAUAAAUAAUAAUAAAUCAAUAUUAUCGAUUAUCGAAAAUUUAUUACUUAAUGAAAUGUCUAUUAUGGAAGUAAAUUUUUUAUUAGAAAAAAUAAAAAAAUUUAUCAAAUUAAAAAAUUAUAAUGAUGAUGAUGAUGAUUUAGUUGCUAUGGUGAAUUAUGAAAAUGAUUUCAAACAAAAUUAUAAUAGAGGAAUUCAUCAUUUGGAUUAUAGAAGUGAUACUAUUGAUAAAUCCAUUCGUCGAAAUACUUCAGAAAGACUUAAUAUGCCAAGCAAUCAUUUAGAUUUAAAUAAAAUGAAUCAUUUAAUAAAUGGAUCAUACUUUCAAAUGUCUGAACAUCGUAAACGUUUGAAAUCAAGUAAAUCAUAUAAUCAAAAGUCAACUCGAAGAUAUAUUGAUAAAAUGACACUUCAUGAUUAUUCUGUACAGACUCAAAGUCACAUAGAUCACAGAAAACAUGUCAAAGAUCAUCCAAACACAAAAGAGAUUUAUGAUGAACCAAUAACUAAUAAUGUAAUGUCAGACCUUCAAAAUACACUAACCGGAGAAGAAAUAAAUUGUCCAGUUGAUUGGUACAAUCAGAGCACUGAAUAUCAGAUAAAUCGAGGUCUUGAGAGUUUACGUAAUUCUGUAUCUAGACGACGUAAACAAUGGUUAUUUAAUCAAAUGGCUAAAAUGAACACUAAAAAAUUGUCAGAGAGUAAUCAUGACAAUUUAUUUCAAAUGAAACCAUUGAAUAUAGAAAAUCAAGAUUUUCCAUUAUGCUUAAAUUCCGAUGGAUGGACUAGUCAAGAUAAUGGUGAUUAUCUAAUAACAUCCAAUAAUGAAAAACAUUUAUUACCAACAUAUGAAUAUUGUGAGAAUUUAUCAAAUCAAUGGAGAACUAAUACUCCAUGUUCAUUAAAUCGACAUUCGUAUAAACAAUCAAAAUGUAGUGUAAAUAAUAAAAUGUACAGAAGUAUGAAUGAUAUUCAUUUACAUGUCAAUAAAGAACAGUCUAAAAUGGAGUACAAUGCUAGUAAAAGUCAAGAGAAGCAAAGUAAUCCAUCACCGCAAAAAUCCAAAUACUCAUCAUCAUCAUAUAAAGAAGGAAUUCAAAAUGAUUCACAUGUUAUAAAGAAAACUAUUGAUCAUUCUAAAAGGAACAAUAAGCCAAUAAGAAUAGAAGAACAAAUUCUUGAAUAUAUCACAUCUAAUAAUUGGGAAAAACAAAUUAAAGCUAUAGAUAUAAUAGAAAAUUUACUUGAAACAAUGAAUGUUAAACCAUUAGAGAUAAUAUUCAGUGAUUCAAACAAUAUAAAUAUGCUUGUUUGUGGAAUUGAACAAGCUGUUAAAUGUUUACGUUCACAGGUCUCUUUAAAAGGUUUAAAAAUCAUUGAACAAUUAUGUCUUUAUUUAAAUACUAUUCAUCAAGGUCAUUUAUUAAAUCCUCAUGGAGAAUCUUUAAUCACAACCUUAUUAAGUCGUAUUAGUGAAGAUUCUAGUACAAAAUUUUUACAAAAUCAAUCAUAUCAAUCUUUAGAAACAUUAAUAUCAUGUAUAGAUCAUGUAAUGACUAUCCAUGUAUUCUGUACAAAUUUAUGGGAGAAAUGUCUACGUAGUGAUAUAAAACGUAAUACAAUUGGUCAAUUAUUAACUUUUAUAUUAUAUAAUAAUAAAAAGAAAACUAUUCUAUUAUUUAAAAGAUUAGGAUUAUAUGGAAUGAAUCAAUUAAUGAAAGUUGUACAACAAUUAAUCAAUGAUAAAGUGUCAAGUACAAGGUUAUAUGGACGUAAAAUUCUUGAACAAAUCAACUUGUUUACAGAUAUCAAUAAAGUAGUAUAUAAACAAAAUACGAUGAAUGAUCAUUCGUUAGAAUUGAAAUACAUCAAGUCAAAAAACUUAACAUUUCGAAGAUGA
This is a messenger RNA of Schistosoma mattheei, 3396 nucleotides long. The record is from the annotation of a GenBank genome assembly. NCBI's taxonomy places the organism in Eukaryota, Metazoa, Platyhelminthes, Trematoda, Strigeidida, Schistosomatidae.